This is a messenger RNA of Lymnaea stagnalis (great pond snail), 5528 nucleotides long. Lineage: Eukaryota; Metazoa; Mollusca; Gastropoda; Lymnaeidae. The record is from the annotation of a GenBank genome assembly.
UAAGCAGACCAAGUAACUGACUUUAACGCUAAAAAUUUGAAUGGACGAAAAUAACAGGUUUGUUAGUUGUUGUUUUUUUUCUUUUUACAAAUGUAAAACUAAUUAUAUUGUAUUGUGCGAUGAUUAACAAGUUUGGAUACUUUUUUAAAAAAAUUGUGUUGUUUUGUAUUUAAACUACUUAUAAAAGAAAAUGUGUUGAUUUCUUCUCUAGUUCAAAUGUAAGUUACUUAAAUUAUCACCUUGUAAUAUACAUCAUUCAGUUGUUUCAUUACUAUAUGUAAUCAUAUUUGUUGUCUUAAUCAAACUUCGGGCCUAAGUUUUUUUCACUUGAUUCAUUAAAUGAGGAACUAAGGUGACACCACAGAUAUAGAGGAAAAAAUUAUUUAAUAACACCGAAUUUCUAGUUAUAGAUUUAUUUUAAGUCGCCUAUAAAAGAAGCCAAUAUCAAAACAGUUCAGUCCAACAUUUAUAGAUAUUAAGACAUUCAAGCUAGCAUGUAGGCUUACACUUGGUUUGAGGCUUGAAAUGUAUGAUUAAUUUUUCCUAAAACUGAUUUGUAGGCACGUCCACACCACCAAAUGUUGGAUGCCAUCACCAGUUAAUGUUGAUAAUGUUUAUGUCAAAAAAAAAUAAUAAUAAUAAUCACAGGCUGUAAACAGACUAUUGGAUUAAAUACAUUUAUACGUGCCAUUCGGGUGAGGCACAGGGAACUUGUUUCAACUCCAGUUCUCACUAGAUCUCAUUGAAGCGAAGCAACGUCAACACUGGUUGAACUUUCUUAUCACAACGUAUAUUUUACUUCCUUGUUGGAUAUUGAGCAAGGAUAUAAGCAAAAGGUUUACAUAAAAUGUUACCAUAUUUAUUUUUUAAAAAUUGAAUUUUUUAAUUGCUUAAAAAAAUUAUUUAAACUGCUUUAAGAGUUAAUGGCUAUGUUCUAAUAAUCAAUUUCAUCCAUCUAGGUAAGUUUAAUAUUUUAUUAAUAAUAUUCUUUUCAUUAAUACUACAAUUUUUAAAAUACAACUUCAUUAUAUUUGUUAAUUAUUUCACGUUUUGUGGCGCCACGCUACUUUGUUUAGUAUAUGUAUGAAUAAGUAUGGACCAUGAUUUUGGCAUGUUGUGUUAAAUAGAGACACUAAGACAUGAUUAUAAAACAGAACUAUAAUUUUACAUUUACUUUUUUUUCCAAAUCACCUGGUUUCAUCAUAGCUUAAAAAGCCAAUAUAGUUUUGUAGGGACGGGUAAAAGUUUAUUUACAUUUAGAAUAUGGGUACUCAAUGUUUUUCCAUUAGUAAGUUAUAGCUUUAGCUAUCCAAUGAUUCUAUAAACAUUAGUGAUCUAUACAAAGUGAGUAGUUCAGAUGACAAAAUGUGGCUCGUUAGUAGAAAACACGCAGUAACAAGUAUUAAAAGAAAAAAAAAGAUAAGAAAAGCGAGGGAUAUUAACAAAAUUUAAAAGAAAUCUAAUAUUCAGUUUAUAUGAAAUACAAAAAAAUAUACAGCAAUAAAAAAUGAGUUUACUCACAACACAGCACUUGAAAAAGUAUGAUACUAGAAAGUUACACAUAUUAAUCCGCACAGGGAGUGAAAUAUCUAAUAAGUCUUGUAGGGCUCCUGUAGGGCUUCUGUAAGUCUUGUAAGACUCGUAAAUCUGCCGGUCAUGGUCGACCGUCGUAAUUAUAGUAAAGAUGUAAGAACCCUUCAGAACAGAGAGCCUAGUAAUUCAAUUGUCAGAGAGUAUUUUCUGCCUCUAUGCAGACCUCAGACAAACUUUCCCACCCAAGGGCGUUGGGGAUAAGGACUAGCAGAGUCCUGAUACGUUCAUGCCACUGCUCGUGCUGAACCAAAACUAGGUCAACACACAGGCUAUAACAGCUUCUUUUUUACCUUUUCAUGUCGUUCAAAUUUUAUAUUUUUGGAAAAUCUGAAAGUGUAUUUAAAUUAUUUUACUUUAUUAAAAAAAAACAAAAACAAAUAGACUUCUACAAAAGCAUGUUAUUUCUGCACAUUUUUACAGUCUGUCAUAUUAUUAUCUUUUUCUUAUAUUUUUUUUGCACUAGGUAUAUUACCAUUAAUGGAAGUUACAAUCAUCCUGAAUUUUUUUAUCAAUGUAAGAUGAAUUUUAAAAAAAAAAAAUAAUAAUAAUUUUACAAUGUUAUUGCGUAAUGCAUUGAUUUAUUAAUUUCUAUAUGAGUACACUUGUCAGUACAGAUAUUAUACGCUAAAAUGGCGAGCAUUUCUGCGCACAUAACUUCUUUUUGAGGUAGGCUAGGGUCGCCUAAUUCCCGAACUUCUAAGACAUAAGCCACAGACACAUGAAAAUCGAAUAAUGCUAAAAUAUGAUCUAUAUAAAUAAAACUAGAUUCUCAAGAUAGCAAAUCUCAUAUAUCUAUACUUAUUUUUUUCAGGAUGCUACCUAAGGAUAUGCUGCUCCUUCAAAUUCUAAGUCUGAGUCUCAUUCUUCCAAAUGUAAACAGCCAGGAAUGGACACCCAUGGACGACUUUUUUGUUUUUAAAGUUGGUGAUUAUAACAUUUACUUUAACAAAGGCAACACAACAGAGUAAGUGGGACGCAAAAGUGAAAUUAAAAUAAUACAGGUUGUCAGUUUGAGGAAAAGCCUUGGGUAUACAUAUGCAUUACAUUCAAAAGUGUGAAAAACUCUAUCCUUCGUAAGAUAUAUCUAUAUAUAUUUACGGCAUUGAAAGGCAUGCAUAAUUAUCAUGGGAAUUUAAAUGCAUUCUACGUAACUAUAAUGUUUUAUUCUUAGUUAUUAAUUCUAAUAUUUAGUUUAUGUAUUUACUGUUAAUAAAUGUUGAUAUGUCUUUAUCACAAUUCGAACAAGAGCCGUCAGUAAAACGCAACACUUAAAAAAAAAAAUUCUUUAUGUCGGAAUGUCAAAUUACAUUUGACACACGUACACAAUUUCUUUUAAAAGUUUCAAAAUGUCCUUCUCUUCGCAGGUUUUUCAGUUGUAUUUGUAAUAAUCAUAUAACGUGUACACAAACGGCCCACUUCACUGACCAGUUUGAAGUUUACAACACAAUCUUUGAUAACGCUACAUCUAAAGACACAUCUGGCCCUUAUCAGUGUAGUGUUUACUCAACAUUCAGAAGUGACGGCAUUUUCGUUUGCACUAAGGAGGCUGCUUCCGCUAUAUCCAAUACCAGCGUAACUCAAUUGAAACCAAACGGAUGCCUCAAUUCAUUCACCAACGUUACCUGUGAUUCCAACAAUGCCAGUUUGACCUGGGCGGAAUGUAACUACUCGGUCAUGUGCGUAGCCAAUGGUACCGCACUUCUCAACGAGACACACACCCAUCCAGAACGAAAUGGAGGCAUACCGACGAAAUGCACAAAUAUUUCAAACCUCUCCACAAUUUCUAGGACGUCAACUGAAUCUACAACUGGCUACAAUAAACAAUCUAGCCCUGCCUCAAAUUCAACAAAUUUAUUUGAACCUAAUUCAGACACCAAAUUAACAUUAAUAAUUAGCAUUACUGUCUCACUUGGUGUUUUGAUAAUCAUUGUUAUUACUGCGUCGGUAUUAUUUCUAUUUAGGCGUAGAAAACAGCAGUCAAAGAUGAAAAUAGACUCCUUUCAACAUCGCAAUGAUGCAUGUAACGUAAAAAAUACAGAUCAUUACGAUACCUGCACUGAAUCAGAAGCUCCAAAAAUCAUCGAACCUUAUUCUAUUGUAACGUUAAAUGAAUAUACAGCCACCGAAGGCUUAUCAAAUCUUAGGAAAUGCAUCGUCGUUUUUGAUGGUAAUACAAAUCUAAACAACGAUACUGCGCCCACAGCGUAUUCAGAAACUAAAAUUGGAUGUGGCUCAAGUGUUACCGAAUUCAGUGAAAUGACAAAACGCGAUGACAACGCUAAGUGGAAACACGAUCAUGGCAAUCAUCUACAAGAAGUAGGAAAUUUAACGUUGUCAGAGAUGUACUCUAAAGCAGAGACAUUGCCAAAUGUUAUAAGUGAUAAAGAACACAUAUAUUUUGAGUUGGAGCCAGAGUCUAUAACUAAAAACCACCAAGAAGACUCGAUUCAUCAGUGACUUCAAACUGAAAUGUUGGCUUGGCAAGGAAGCGUGUGGGAGUAUACUUUCUUAUCAUUAAGACAGGACAUGCGAAAACAGCUGCAAGACAAUUAUGACACUUACAUUUUAAAACCAUUAUCACAUUCUAUAAUAUUUCACUUCAAUAUACAUUUUACACUGCUUAAACGGUAUAUGGAUGACUUAUAAAGGGGAUUUUGUUAUACUGAAAAAAUGACGUUUGCUAUAUGGAACAGGAUUGAAAACAUUUUCAGUAAAACAUACAAAGAUAUAGAAGAAUUCAAGUCAUGAGGGAAAACUGCACAGCUUCCAUCAUAGAUGCCUGUGUUGAAUUUUGCAAAUUCGAUGGAAGGGCAAAGUGCAUAACACAGAGGAUUUUGAACGUGCCUAUAUGUGUAGCGUGUUCUCCUCUCUUAGCAUGAGGUUGCCUUCUCGUGUUAGGUCAUGUAAGAAGAAUGGAGAGAAACUGCUGUAUGGAAUGUUGACAGAGGGAGCAAUCCUUACUGGACGGACAUGGAUGCACGAGCUUUAAGCGCACUUGCAAAAUGAAUAUGAGGGAAACUAAAAUUCGAAUCAAGGAAAGAGAGAUCAUCAAUGAGCAUCAUUCCAGUCGUUGAAAAAAGCAGUGUGUGCGGUGGUGUUAUGGAAUCAAACAGGCAUAAGAUGUGCGAACAAAGCCCUUGUAAGAAAAAAAAAGCAUUUUGUAUAUUGUUGUGUAUUUCUGAACUGAUAUUUUUUUUUAAAUUUCCGUUAUUUCAAUAUGGCUGCCUACUCCUAUAUGUAUUAUAUCUCAUGGGACUUGAGUUAGGGGCUUGUCUCUGUUAAUGGUAGUUUCUACAUUGACCAAGUUCUCUUCUCAACUUUCGAAAUUUCUGUGUCCUCUUAUUCCACAAUGAAAGCACGUAUUAUUGGUAGAGUAGUUAUAGUUUUGCUCUCUCUUUGCUGACUGUUCUGUCAUCGUGGUGGUAAACUUUGACAUCUUCGAUUACUGUUAUUUUGUGUAUGUUGUGUUUGAUAAUUAUUAGAGCAUUUUUCUGUCUUUAGGGUUGCGAUUGUUUCUCCUCUAUUAACUAGUAUGUCAUUGGGAUUUGCAUCUUUGAAAUUAGAGAUUCUAUAUAUAAAGAUUCCCCAUUCGGUUUUAAAUAGUCUUUCUUUUAAGAAGGUGAACUGUGGUAGUGAAGCAUUAUUAAGCACUUUGUCUACGAUAAAAAUAAUAAGUGGUGCUCGCGUUUUUAAUUGGCUUUUAACUAUUUUUUAUCCACUUCAGUUAAUAAAAAAGUUUGUUCAAGUUGUCUGUUAUUAAAUAGAGUUUCUUUAGGAUCUAUCUCUUUAUCCAAUCUAAUUUGAUGAAAUUUUCUUCUUUAAUCAUCUUCAGUUUAUCUAUAAUAUGUUAAAUAUAUAUUUUUUAUGUAUUCAUAAUUUUUUUUAGUUGUUGUUCACUCAGGGAGCUUAUAAUACUUAAACACUUUCCGAAAAAU